This is a messenger RNA of Tuber aestivum (summer truffle), 2158 nucleotides long. The record is from the annotation of a GenBank genome assembly. NCBI's taxonomy places the organism in Eukaryota, Fungi, Ascomycota, Pezizomycetes, Pezizales, Tuberaceae.
AUGGGGAACGCUGCUACGAAGGAACGCUCACUCACCCCUCCCCACACUUCACAGCAUCAGUCUUCUACAAAUUUACCCUCGUCCUCGCGCCGCGGAGGUCCUUCUGGUUCUGGGCGGCUGCCCAGCACCAUACUGGGCGGCCAGGGAGAUAAUGGUGGCGGUGCGGGUGGAGGAUACUCGGGGCGUGGAAGGUCACGGCAUGGAGAUGGUUUGUUUGGGUUGAGCGGUAGGGAAACGAGGGAGCGGGAUCGGGAGGCAGAACGGGAAGCCCGGGAGUUGAGAAAGGCCGAGAGGGAGAGGGAACGGCUAAAGGAGAGGGAGAGGAGCUUAAGGGAGGAGAGUGUUGAUGGUGGGUGUUUUUUUUUCUUCUUUCCCCUUUCCCUUUUUCGCUUGGUAGCUCGAGAACUGCGCCCUCCGAAAUCACCGACAUGUUGUUUCAUUGGAGAGAUAUCGGAUUCUAAUUGUUUUAGGUGGCUUUCUUGUUACGCAGGGAGUAUACACUGGUGUUGAGGAUUUUAGGGACAAGAUUGUCCGACAGUUAAUGGUAUAUCUUUCCCCUCCCGGCCUAGCUACCUCACAUAACUCAGACAACAACUAGAUCGAGCGCAGAUUAGCCCCAUUUUUCAAGGGCCUCUCGGAUCACGACUCGAAUUGGACAGACGUGCAACUCGUCGCCGCCGUAAAAGGCCUUCCCAUCCCUCCCCCCUCCGCCCGCCUCUCGAUAGACGACCCUCUUCGAUCUCCCACCCCGCCAAGGUCUCCCGGCCCCUCCGACUCCGCAAACAAUCUAAUCGCGCCAAUUUCUACCCGUUCGCGAUCGCACUCGUACACAUCCGAGACGUUAACCCGUUCGGGGACGAACACUCCAACCCUCAACCUUGGCUCCCGCUCGCGUGCAAAAACCAUCCCAGUAUCCUCCCCGCACAACCCCGCGUUCGCCAGUACCGCCGGUCCACUAGAAGCCAAUGACCCGUCAAGAACCGUCGACGGCCGGCCGAUAGAGGCGGUUUUAUACAAGAAUGCGGUCGAAUGCCCCAUCUGCUUCCUCUACUACCCACCAUAUCUCAACAAAACACGCUGCUGCGACCAAGAGAUCUGCUCCGAGUGCUUCGUGCAGAUCAAGCGGCCGGAUCCACAUUUGCCGGAGCACCACGACGAUCCUAAUAACCCUUCGCCGAGUAACAGCUCCCCUGACCAGCUAAUUUCCGAACCGGCAACUUGUCCGUUCUGUGUAGAGCCUGAAUUCGGCGUGAUUUACUCCCCGCCACCAUUCUGGAGGGGAAUUCGGUAUGUGGCGAAUGCCGCCGCUACAUCCUCGGAAUCAAACUCUACAUCGUCAACGCCACCGCCAACGACUCCCGUGUGCCCGUCUCCCCCGCCACAGUCACCUGGCAGGAGGCCCGCCUUCUCCGUCACGUCCCCGGAAGUUGUGACAACGGACCGCAUCCGACCCGACUGGUCACAAAAGCUCGCAACGGCCCGCUCCCACGCUGCGCGAAGAGCCGCGGCGGCGACUGCACUGCACACUGCCGCGUACUUAAUGUCCCCAUCUCCGGCCUCGGCUUCCUCCUCAGCCACACCCGGAAAUAACCCACCGAGCACAUUUUCCUCCCGCCGCCUGAUCCGGCGUGCGCAGGCUGAGCUCCUCACUCCAUCGCAGCCACCCCUACCUUCCGCUCUUGCGUCCAGCAGUAACAAUACCGGCAACACAGACUACCUCUCCCGAAGAAGCAGAAUGGUAGACCUAGAGGAGAUGAUGCUCCUAGAGGCCAUAAGACUCUCUCUCCAGGAGGAGGAACAACACGGGAACAAGCCCGCUGAGGGCAAGGGCAAGAGUGUUGAGCGGGCCGAUUCCCCUAAUACCACUGCCCAGGCGGGGAGUAGUAGCGGCGCCGAUGGUGAGAACGGCGCUGAGGAGAAUGCAAGCGGCGGCCUGGAGAGUAUGUUCAAUUUCAGAAGUCUCGAGCAGAUGAUUGCUGGGCAGGAGGCGCAGCGGCAACGAAUGGAGGAAGGAGGAGGAGGAGGUGGUGGUGGUGGUGGGAGCGAUGUUGGUAAGGGCAAGGGCAGAGAUGGAAGCUCGAGUAGUAGUGGUGGUGGUUAUGCGGGCAACGCGGCAGACGUACGCUCUGCAAAAGGGAAAAUUGUCGAUAGGUCGUAG